AGUUGAAGUUCUUCUAUCCUUUGCAACGGUUUCACACGAAAUAUCCUCCUUACGGAAGUUGACUACCAGGCUAAGAUAACAAUCUAAAUAACAAACAAGGACAUAGGCUUGUGAGAGAAUAAACUUCAACGAUGGCGUGUCCUUUCUUUCGUCGCACGGAUUCAUUAACACGACAACCUUCCGUCAUAGCUGAGGGUAAUACUUGGGCAUUGGAAGAUGAGCUGGCGGAAGAGCCAGAUGAUGCUCUGACAUUGACCCACUUGCAGAUGGCCAUACAACUGUUGACAGCUCCUUCGAAUGAUGACCUUAACACGGCCGUAACAUCACUCAUCAGCAAACACAGCAAAAGCUGGCCAACUAUUUGUAAAUUAAAAAUCGAUACUGACAUUUUGAGAUCCUAUCCGAAUUAUGACUAUUUGGCGGAUAUUCAAGAUAUCCUUUUGGAAAUGGACGAAGUGAGUGCUAGUGAGAUUCUAGUUUUACUUGGAGAGGAAUUGAUAACAUCUUGCUGCACUGGAAUUAUUGAAAGAGCCUUUAAGUGCUUGGGUACGGAUUUGCAAGAGUUCUUGGGAUCAUUGGAUGGAGUUUACGAUGUACUUAAAUUGCAAGAGGAAGACGUAACCGAUACAGGAUUUGUCUGUGCUGGGGAUGGUGAAUUGAUUUUCACUUCCGAGCGUCCAGUUAUCGCUUGGCUCCUUUUGGGUUCGUUGAAGGCACUCACUAAGAUGCUCUAUAAUGUCAAAGUGAACAUUCGAAUUGAACCAGUUGAAGGCGACACUAGACGUUAUCGUUAUUUGUUUUCGGUUGUACAAGAUGCCGUCACUCGUCGAGCUGAAGUUAUUGCAGCCCGUGAGCUAUCGGUUCAACGAAACAAUUCAACUAAUGCAGCUGAUUUGACUAUGAACUCGAGUACCUUCUGUAAGGCUUUUCCUUGGCACUUUAUUAUGAAUGAGAGUCUUGAACUCGUGCAACUAGGACGUGGAUUCAGUAAACUUUACAAACCAUACUUGAGCAGCAAUGGACACUUGGCUUCAACCUAUUUUAACUUUACUCGACCCAAAGGUUUAUCUCUGAAGUUUAGAGAUAUUGUUCGACGCACUUAUACUCCUUUCUUGAUUGCAUUGAAGCCCCCACCAGGUGUGACUGAAUUUCCAGCUGAGGGCCUUGAGAUCAAAGGACAAAUGGUCUUCUGUCCUGAAUCCAAUUCCCUUCUGUUCAUUGGUUCUCCAUUUUUGGACGGAUUGGAUGGUCUGACUUGCAAUGGUCUCUUCAUCUCUGACAUUCCUCUACACGAUGCCACCCGUGAAGUGAUUCUUGUUGGUGAACAAGCUCGCGCACAAGAUGGUCUCCGACGACGCAUGGACAAACUGAAGAGCUCAAUUGAAGAAGCAAACACUGCUGUUGCUAAGGAGCGAAAGAAGAAUGUCAGUCUUCUUCAUUUGAUCUUUCCGGCUGAGAUUGCCGAGCGUUUGUGGCUAGGAUCGAGCAUUGACUCGAAAACAUAUCCCGAUGUGACGAUUCUCUUCAGUGACAUUGUUGGCUUCACAAGCAUUUGCUCGAGGGCUACGCCCUUCAUGGUUAUUAGCAUGCUUGAGAGUUUGUACAAGGAUUUCGAUGAGUUCUGUGACUUGUUCGAUGUCUAUAAGAUCGAAACUAUUGGCGAUGCUUAUUGUGUGGCAAGUGGAUUGCAUAGGGCUAGUAUCUACGAUGCCCACAAAGUGGCAUGGAUGGCUUUGAAGAUGAUUGAUGCAUGCUCCAAGCACAUCACUCACGAUGGCGAGCGUAUUAAGAUGAGAAUCGGUCUUCACACUGGAACUGUCUUGGCCGGGGUUGUGGGACGAAAGAUGCCGAGGUAUUGCCUCUUUGGACACAAUGUCACAAUUGCAAAUAAGUUCGAAUCUGGCAGCGUUGAGUGCAAGAUUAAUGUCAGUCCAACUACUAGAGAAUGGCUUAUCAAAAAUCCUCGAUUUGAAUUUGAUCUUGUAGCUCGUGAUCCUGGAAUGUUACCAAAAGAAUUCAAGCACGCCGGAGAUUCAACUUGUUACUUUUUAAAUGGAUAUCGUGAUCCAUAUAUUGACAGAUCUUUGCCAUUAGAAGAUCAUAUAAACGAAGCUCUCAAAGCAAUCGCAAUUCAAAAUUAAGGACCUAUUUAGUGUUUAUCAUGUCUGUUUCCUAUUUAUAAUUUUUGUCUUUAAGCACAAGAAAAGUUUUUAGAUAUUUAUAAAUGUUACAUUUUUUGAAUGAUGUUAAAGUAUCUUUUAUAUCCUGCUCAUAUUUCAAAAACCCUCAGCUUACAAUGAAAAUUAUAAAUGUACCAAAAGAAUCAUGAUUAAUAAAAAUUAAUAAUUGAAACAUUUAAAAUAAAUGGAA
Molecule: messenger RNA, 2370 nt
Organism: Eupeodes corollae
Lineage: Eukaryota; Metazoa; Arthropoda; Insecta; Diptera; Syrphidae
Gene: Gycalpha99B
Product: head-specific guanylate cyclase
Exons: 8
Coding region: 132-2141 (669 amino acids)
Biological process (GO): response to oxygen levels; cGMP biosynthetic process
Cellular component (GO): guanylate cyclase complex, soluble
Molecular function (GO): heme binding; guanylate cyclase activity
Source: RefSeq, a predicted model, not a curated record